AUGCCAGCUGAGCAUGGCAAAACGGGUGUCGUAAGCUAUGAAGAGAGACCAAUUCCAGAAAUUGGUCCAAUGGACGUAUUAGUAGAGGUAAAGAAGACAGGUGUAUGUGGAUCAGACGUACAUUAUUGGCAACACGGCGCUAUUGGUCCAUUUGCAGUAUCCCUUUGUCCAAAUGGAAUGUGUCUCGGUCACGAAUCAUCUGGUAUCGUUGUAAAAGUCGGUAGCGACGAGAAAGUGAAAGUGAAACCAGGUCAACGUGUAGCAAUGGAGCCAGGAUUCGGUUGCGGUGUAUGUUCAGAUUGCAAGAGUGGCAGAUACGAACUAUGUGAAUUUAUGACAUUCGCAGCAACACCACCAUUCGAAGGUGGUACUCUCUGUCGUUACUUCAAAUUACCAGCUGAUUUUGUUCACCCGAUUGCUGAUUCACUCACCCUCGAAGAGGGCGCUAUGAUGGAACCACUGAGUGUUGCCGUACAUGCAGCUGCCAAGAUCGGUCAAAUUAAAGUUAAUGAGAAUGUCAUCGUUUUUGGUUGUGGUCCAGUUGGACUUCUCUUGAUAGCAACAGCUAAGGCACUCGGCGCCAGACGUAUAAUUGCGGUUGACAUUAACCAAGAGAGACUUACAUUCGCAAAAAGAUACGCAAACACAGAGUCAUUCCAACCACCUUCGAAAAAUGAAAAUGAAUCACAAGAUGAAUACAUGGCGAGAACUGUGAAAGAACUUCACAACACUCUCGGUGUUGAAUCUAGAGGUAUAAACGGCAUUGACUUGGUAUUAGAAGCAAGUGGAGCUCAACCAUGUAUCACAAUGGGAUUACACUUUUUGAAACCAGCAGGAAGAUUCGUUCAAGUUGGUAUGGGUAGACCAGAUAUUCAAAUUCCAGUUGGUGCGAUGAUGUCUAAAGAAAUCCAAUACAGAACAUCAUUCAGAUAUGGUCCAGGUACCUAUGCUUUAGCUAUUGAUUUAGUCAGCCAAGGUAAAAUAGAUCUUAAAGCACUUCACACUCAUUCAUUCGCUUACAAUGACGCAUUGAGUGCAUUCGAAGCUACAAAAGCAGGUAAAGGCAAAGACGGCAAGAGUUUGAUCAAGGCUGUUAUUGAUGGCCCAGAAGAAUUGUAA
This is a messenger RNA of Wallemia mellicola CBS 633.66, 1119 nucleotides long. Its product is annotated as sorbitol dehydrogenase. Gene Ontology annotation, molecular function: L-iditol 2-dehydrogenase (NAD+) activity. The record is from RefSeq and is a predicted model, not a curated record. The transcript is spliced from 5 exons. Bases 1 to 1119 code for a protein of 372 amino acids. NCBI's taxonomy places the organism in Eukaryota, Fungi, Basidiomycota, Wallemiomycetes, Wallemiales, Wallemiaceae. Gene Ontology annotation, biological process: D-sorbitol catabolic process.